Oppiella nova is the source of this 1167-nucleotide messenger RNA. The record is from the annotation of a GenBank genome assembly. NCBI's taxonomy places the organism in Eukaryota, Metazoa, Arthropoda, Arachnida, Sarcoptiformes, Oppiidae.
AUGCUUGAGAUAUCCCUACUUGUGUUUGUCCACAACCCAUUUGUUCCCAUAUUCCUCAAGAUAUUAAAUCCGACGAAAGAUGUGCCGAAAAUGAGCGCCAAAUCCAAGAACGACACCAACUCUUCGUCUGUUUGUUGGCCUAAACUGUCGUUCAGAGAGAACUUUGUUGAUUCAUCCAAACCUAACAAUCAGCUCAUCAAACAGACUCCGAAACAAGUGUUAAAUACAGAGAUUCCCAGCGAUAAGAAUUAUGACAUAUCGGCGCUCUAUAUGUCUGUCAAUGAACGUCAAUCAGAGCUUCCCUUUACCACCAGAGCAGGCGUUCCAACCAUUAUAGCUGAUCCCGACAACAGACCUGGACUCGUCAUCGAGAAUGAAAGCGAGUCAAAGAAUGGCCUCUUAGAGAGUCUUUUUUGUGCACCUAAUCCCAAGUGUGAACAGGUGUUCAAACCAGAUAUGGUCCGAAUCCCACCCCCACUCCACACCAGUCAGGAUGAAUUGGUAUGGAUCUUCCCGUCGGAGAUUAAUGACCUGAAGUUGUGUUGGGACUCAUCCAUGUGUAUAAGCAAUACAGUGGGCGUUGAGGCCAAGCGUCUGAUGAGCAAAGCGUUCAAAGGGUCGCUCACUAUAGCACAACAGCAACAACUACUGUCCGAAUUGGAAGCCGACCCGAAGCUGACGUACCACUUGGGCCUAACGCCCGCCAAACUUCCAGAGCUCGUCGAAAACAACCCAUUGAUUGCUAUCGAAGUGCUUCUCAUUUUGAUGCAAUCGAGUCAGAUAUCAGAGUAUCUGUCAGUCUUAGUAAAUAUGGAGAUGUCUGUCCACUCUAUGGAAGUGGUGAACCGGUUGACCACCGCCGUAGACCUGCCCACAGAGUUCAUGCACUUAUAUAUCUCUAAUUGCAUCCAAACGUGUGAAACCAUAAAAGACAGAUAUAUGCAGAACAGACUCGUGAGACUGGAUGUGUUUAUCGAAGUGCAGGCCUUUUGUAUUGAGUUCUCGCGGAUACGAGAAGCGGCCGCUCUUUUCCGACUACUCAAACAGUUGGACAGCGGAGGGGAAGUGCCGGCCGUCGGCACUAACUCCGAGUCCUCGUCACCAAAUCAAACACAAACCGAUGACAACAGUCAGAAAUGAACGGAUUUUUGUUAAUUAAACAAUUAA